Messenger RNA from Diachasma alloeum, 3818 nucleotides. It is a transcript of the gene SCaMC, whose product is annotated as calcium-binding mitochondrial carrier protein SCaMC-2. Gene Ontology annotation, biological process: transmembrane transport. Gene Ontology annotation, molecular function: ATP transmembrane transporter activity; calcium ion binding. Gene Ontology annotation, cellular component: mitochondrial inner membrane. The record is from RefSeq and is a predicted model, not a curated record. Bases 513 to 1946 code for a protein of 477 amino acids. Lineage: Eukaryota; Metazoa; Arthropoda; Insecta; Hymenoptera; Braconidae. The transcript is spliced from 9 exons.
GGUCGCUUGACACGGGAAUAAUGACACGCCGCGCAUGAUGUGAACUUUGAAGCCGGUCGAAAUGUAUACGGAAACCCCCGUCGAAAAUUCACAACUAUAAAUUCAUUAAUUAGUCGAUUGAAGUAAAUGUGUCGCAUAAUCUCCCAAAUUAAUGAGACUACUGUGUAAAAUUAAUUGUUGGUGGUACUUGCCAUUGAGAAUUAAACGCGAGUACUAGCAGUCAGUACAUUUGGCCAGCUGGACGUAUAACAUUCUCGGUUGCGCACCGAGAAUCUAUCGUGUCAACGCGAGGUUUAACCUCGUUCCCUGCAUUCACGUUAAUGAUAUAAAUUAAUCGGUGCUUUUCGUGUUAUUUAAUUACCCGUGAUAGUUCAAUCUUUCCCCUAUUUCACCAGGAUUCGAGAAAUUUUAAAUAUUGGAAGCUCGAGAGCACGCUGUAUACCGCAGUGAAGUGGUUGGCGUCUUCCAUCGCGAAUUUCUGUGACUAGCUGUGCAAAGAAAAAUUUCAAACCAUGCCAACGAGAAGUGGAGCCAAUGUACAUUUGGUACUACCGCCUCAUUAUCUUCAUGAAUUACCAGCACAGGCUGAGGAGAGACUUUCCAAGAUUUUUCAACAAUUGGACAUUGAUGGAAACGGAAGGAUCGAUGUGCAUGAUCUGGCACAAGCUCUCCACCAAGUUGGCGUUCAUAAACGAUACGCCGAGAAAUUCCUGCAAGAGUCUGACAGCACCAAAAGCGGUGACAUAAGUCUAGCUGAAUUCAUUCACUACGUUAUAGAGCAUGAAAAAAAACUUCGUCUACAGUUCACGCAUCUCGACAAAAAUAAAGAUGGUAAAAUUGAUCUGGAGGAGUUGAUAAGUUCCUUCAAUAAGGAUCUGGGAAUAAAAAUGGACAGAGCUGAAGCAACAAAAUUACUGCAAAGGAUGGAUCGAGAUGGGAGCUUAAGUAUAAGUUUCAAUGAAUGGCGAGAUUUUCUGCUCUAUGCACCAAGCGAUGACAUUCAUGCACUCAUCACAUAUUGGCGACACUCUACGUACAUGGACAUUGGGGAGGAUAUGGGCGUUCCCGAUGACUUCACAAACAGUGAAAUGAUCUCAGGAAUGUGGUGGAGACACUUACUAGCUGGUGGAAUUGCCGGCGCUGUUUCACGUACCUGCACAGCCCCCUUAGACCGAAUAAAAGUGUAUCUCCAGGUGCACGGAACAAGGCACUGCAAUAUUACGAGUUGCUUCAAGUACAUGUUAAAGGAGGGUGGUAUACAUAGUUUAUGGCGAGGAAAUGGAAUUAACGUACUUAAAAUUGGACCCGAAACAGCUCUCAAGUUUGCAGCGUAUGAGCAGAUUAAGAGAUUUAUCAAGGGAAAUGAUUCGAGGGAAUUGGGCAUUGAUGAGAGGUUUAUUGCUGGAUCUGCUGCUGGGGGUAUUAGUCAAUCUGCUAUUUAUCCAUUAGAGGUCUUGAAAACAAGACUUGCGUUAAGAAAAACAGGUGAAUUCAACAGUAUCAUAGACGCAGCCCAAAAGAUAUAUGCUCAGGGUGGCUUAAAAAGUUUCUACCGAGGAUAUAUACCUAAUCUCAUUGGCAUCCUCCCCUACGCUGGCAUUGAUUUAGCUGUGUAUGAGACAUUAAAAAACAGGUAUUUACGAUCACACAGUAAGAAUGAACAACCAGCGUUUUGGGUUCUGCUUCUGUGUGGCACUGCCUCGAGUACAGCAGGACAAGUGUGUUCUUACCCACUCGCUCUAGUCAGAACGAGAUUGCAGGCUGAAGUAUCUAGUACAAAUUCAAGAACUAUGAUCGGGGUCUUCCAAGAUAUUUUACAGACAGAAGGUUUUCGUGGAUUGUAUCGAGGUCUAACACCUAAUUUCCUGAAGGUUGCCCCAGCAGUAUCAAUAAGCUACGUGGUCUAUGAACACUUCAGACAAGCUCUAGGCGUCAACAUGACGUGAUGAAAACCUCUGCUAGGAAUUAUUAAUUUUUCAAUUAAAUUAUUAUCAGCUGUAAGAUAUUGAAUGAAUGGAAGUGAAUAUGAUCAGAAAAGUGGCGGAUCAAGUGCCAACCAAAGGAACAGAGCCUUUUUGCUCUGAUUACGAACUUGCCUCGUUGAUCCUAAAACUCGCUCUUCUAACGAUUUGACAAUUCAAAUGAAGUGAACCUUCACGUGCAAUUUAUGCUCAAAAAAUCGUUUCCAUUACUGUAACAUUUUAGUUGUGGAUCGGAAAAUCGUGUGGCCUAUGCGAGUAUUAUAUUUGAGAUUAGGGCAUGUGUCUCAGUGUACACGUUUGUAUUGAGUUUAAAAACAUUUUAAAUUAUGAGAACAUUAAAAACUGUAAUUGGAAGUAAAGAAAAUAGUUAAACUCAGUGCAGACGUUUUCAAGUCACUGAAAUAAAUUAAAUUUCCUGAAAAAUACAAAAGAAAGUAAACUCGUAGAACUGUUUGGAUUUUAAUCGAUCAUUGGUAUUGAAUUGAUCAAUGGCAUUCAAUCGGUAUGACUGAAGUUAUACUUACACUGUGAUAAGUAUGCUUGUAAGGAUUUGGAAAAUAAUUUAAAGAAGUAAAAGAUACAAUGCUCGAUAUUGAGUGUGUUCUUUCGAAUCUUUUCAGCUAGUUAGUAAUUAAAAUUCAAAGAAAAACAGCCUCCAUAAGGAAAAAUAAUAACAAUGCAAAAUAAAAUCUUUAGUAAGGUGGUAAGAAAUAACAGGUUGAAUUCCACAUUCUAGUUAACUGAGCAUUCACCUCGACAACGAGGGAUUUUCGGAAGGACUGUAGAGAGACAUUUUUGUUGCUAGAUAUAUUUCCACCCAAAAACGUACUCUGACAUUUUUCUCUAAAACCCUUCAGUAUCGACUUAAUUCUAUUAUUAGAAAAAUGUGAAAUAUUGACUCUUGAAAUUUCAUUUCAAUUUCAAUUUACUCCUGCAAUCAUUUUCCGAAUCAUAGGAUAUUCAAUAAAAAAUUACAUGCUUCGUUGCAUUAAUCGUUUUUGAGAAAAAAAAGUGCAUCUAAAGUAUCAUUCCCAGCGUGAAUAAUAUCACGCGUGAUGUCAUAUUACCAGAAGAGUCUCUGAAACCAUAUUUUUUCAAAAGAACUGAGAGAGAAAUUUUAGAGUCUCUUUUUGCUUUUGCCUUAAUUCAUAAUUACAAUUUUUUCAUUCAAGAAUUAAGAUCCAAUUAGGAUUGAGAUGCUUUUACAAUUGAUACAGAUUUUUUUAGGAAUGAAAGAACUGUAUGGGACUGACGGUACAUGACUUUAAAAACGAGCAAUCGUAAUCAGUAAUUUUUUUUUCUUUUUUAGUUGAAUCUUUUUUAUAGCUUCACCAUGUAUAUACUAUGUAUAGCUUUUCUGUAAGAAUAAACAUUAUUUAUUGACGACCAUUGUCUUGGAAAGAGUGUGAAAAAAGAACCCAGUCCCUAAACAGUAGGAGAAAUUUUUAAUUUAAGAGAUUUUCCAUGUUGAAAAUAAUUGUUACAAUUUCCUUCAGAGGAUUUUUUAUUGUCUCUAUGUAUAUUGGAAUCCUCCAUUCAUCUACUCAUAAUUGACUCAAUUGUAUCACCAAAGACUACAACAUUAUUGGAUCAAAAAUAGAAAUAUCUACUAUUGCUUCUUACAACAGCCUACGACGAUGCAUGGCUCUCGUUUCCAAUAUCAAAAUAUUCAACAGACAUGUGCAACUUUAUGGCAAAUCAAAGCUUGUAAAAACGAACUGAUAAAAAAAUCGAAAAAAAUUAUGUAAUUGUACUCUUAUGCACUACAGCAAAAUCUCUUGGACAUCGAACUGUUCAUAUUUUCGAUCGAAAAUAUAUUUAAAAUAUCAUAGAUAA